Molecule: messenger RNA, 3573 nt
Organism: Nerophis lumbriciformis (worm pipefish)
Lineage: Eukaryota; Metazoa; Chordata; Actinopteri; Syngnathiformes; Syngnathidae
Source: RefSeq, a predicted model, not a curated record
AUGUCGGCAGCGUCCUGGUUAAACGGCGCGGCCGCGGCGCGUUUGACUGAAGGUUUGCUGUCGGUUCUGAAAGAACAGCGUCCAGAGUUUUUACCCGGCCUUUUGGAAAACUACCGCCAGCAUGGCGUCUUUCGUUCGCAGGGCUCCAGCACUGUCGGUGGUCUGCUCGGUUUCAGCAACGUCAAAAUGGCUUCUAGCAAAACCAAAUUUGAGGGCCUGUGUCUCCUCUCCAUGCUGGUCCAGGACAGUUCGUCCGAGCUCUUCCAGCAACACUGCCUGUCGUGGUUGCGCUCGCUGCAGCAAGUCAUUCAGUCGCAGGCCCCCGUUCAGACGGUCCAACUGGCCGUGUUUAUCUUGCAAGACUUGCUGCAGUACUCGUCUCAGCUCCCGGAGCUGGCGCGGGAGGUGGGCCUCAACUGCAUUCUGGGAAUUCUCACUUCUCUACUCGGCCUCAAGACAGAGUGCGAGCUGGCGGCCAUGGAGGGAAUGACGGCAUGCAUGACCUACUACCCCCGAGCGUGCGGAUCCCUGCGGGACAAACUGGGGGCCUAUUUUCUCUCCAAAAUGGACAGCACCAACAAGAAAACCCAAGAGAUGGCUUGCCGCUGCUACGGGCGCCUCCCCUGCCUGGGCGGCCUCACCGACCGGGCGGGUGCCGGUAGAGCUGACCGCUGGACGGAUCAGGUUCACUGCCUGUUGGCCUCUGCCAAUGCAGUGCUCUCUCACCUCUACCGGAGCUCGGAGGCGGACAGAACAGGGCAAUACGAAGGUCCCGGCAUGGAACUCGGCUUCCCUCAUCUCAACCAAUCGGAUGCACUGCUACCAUUGCAGCUGCAGCAUAGAUACACAGCGGUGUGCCUCGCACUCAAGCACACACUCAGUGUGGACCCGUCGUCAGCCGUGCGUCUUCCCGUCAGACCUGUUCUCAACCUGGUGUGUCGAGCUCUCGCCAUCAGCGCCAAAAGCAUCAAUUUAACAGGUGACGGCAGCGUGAGGCUUCUGCUCCUGCCCGCCGUUCACAUAGGCACGCUGGAGGUCCUAACGGCGCUCUUCACUGUCGUGCGGACCAGCAUGGUGCAGUACGCCGCGGUGCUUCAAAGACUCUUUGCCCAAACCCUGAGUGCCUGGACACCACCGCCUGAAGCCAGCCCUGGUCAGCAAAGAGCUUACUGCCUGGUGCGCGUGUCGGUCUACAAGAGCCUGGAGGCCUGGGUGCAGGUGGCCGGAGCGUCCGCAGGCAUCCUCCAAGGGAGCCCCUCCCACACCGAGCUGCUUUACAGCCACCUCCUGGAUGACAUCACGCCCGGGGCGGAGUCAGUCAAGCUCCGCGCUGGCUUGUUGGCCGACGUGGUACCCGGAGGCAAACCGGGCCCUCGCAGAACAAAACCAUUGGUGAUGGCGGAUGCGGUCGGGCCAUCCCUCCAGAGGAAGGGUGACACCUUGGCUAAUCAGGACACCUGCCUUGCAGCUCUCAGGGCCUUAAGACAAAUCAUCCUGACCAGCGGAACCCUCCUUAAGGAUGAUCUGCACAAGCGUCUCCACGAGGUUUUGCUGCCGUUGUGCGUGCGCUUGCAGCAACAGCAGUCCAGCUGCUCUGCCGCAGAAUCCGCAGCAGGUGUCAGUGGGCAGUAUGGUGGUGCUCUUACACGACGGGAACUCUACAGGUUGCUGCUGGCUCUGGUCUUGGUCCCGUCCCCCUCGUGGCCACCCCCUCUAACUUGCGGCGUUUCCAUUUUCAGCAGAGGACGCAUGGACCGCAACCUUAAAGUGUCUUCGUUCUGUGCUGAGGCGUUGACUGUUUGUAACUCCCUGGUGCACCCGCGCGCUCCCUCCAUCGCCAUUCCCUUACCGCCCCUCACACUGAAGGCCGCGACCUCCGCUUCGGUCCUCCCGUCCUCCCAGGGCCCGACCCCCGGUCUCCCAUUGCCGACCCUUCUGGGAGGCCCGGGUGCUACGGGGCCCUUUCCCGCCCGCCACUCGCUGGGUCUGCUCGGCUCCCUGGAGAAUCAUCUUUCUUUGGUUCCGGGCCACGCUUCUGGUGAUAUGAUCCUGUCCCCGCACGCGCACCAGCAGCCAGAGCCGGCUGGCCUGGGCCCUCCGGAAGGCCAGAGACCCAUUUUUGUACGCUACGACAAAGAGGAAGACGAGGACGCGGAGAUCUCGCUGGACAGCGACUCUGACGACAGCGUGGUCAUCGUUCCUCCGGGAAUGCUCACCGCGGAGGCGCGUGAACCCGUCGAGACUUCCGCGGCGCCCCCUCAGACCCCAGCUGUCGCACCCGCCCCUUCCGAGCCUGCCGCGGUGGCGCCCGUGGCGAUGGAUGCGGUCUCCCUCCCCAAUGACUUGGCCGCCGCCUCCUCCCCUCUUCCCAGUGCCCCUAUCAAUUCUUUCGCCCCACCCGCUUCCUCAGUGGUAACCCACUUCCCUCUGGGUGCGGCGGGAGCGGGCGAGACGCCGGCUGCCAGACCUCAGCUUCAACAGAUGCUGAUGCAGCCCGCGCCCCCCGGAGGCCUGGGGCUGCAGAUGCACCAACUUCAGAAUCAGCUGGCCGCCCCACAAGGAAGACUCCCCUCCGCCGCCAGCAACGAAGACUCUGCCGUCAUCAACAUCAACAGCACAGACGAGGAGGAGGAAGACAUGGAAGACGACGAAGAACUCGAAGACGAGGACGAGGAGGAGGAAGGCAGCGAUUUUCCCGAAGGGGAGUUUUACGAGGGCGAGGAGUUUGACGAGUUUGACGAAGAAGGGGAAGAGGAAGAGGAGGAGGAUGAAGAGGAGGAUGAGGAUGAGGAAGAUGGCGACGUGGAUGGGGAGAUGCCUCCGUUAGAGGGGGCGGAGGACAACGCCGACGUCGGUGGCAUUGAGGAGGAGAAGGUGAUGAGGGUGGAACCUGCGCCGCCGGCUGCGGACGGAGAAGCCGUCGGAGGCAUCCAGGAGGUCCGGCUCAGUAGGGGAGAGGAGCGCGGCAAGGUGCAAGAAGUGGAAUGUAUCGGCGUCCUAGAGGGCGCCAGAGAGGACGAGGAGGAGGAUAGCGAAAGAAUGGAUGACCCGACCAUGCCUCAGAUCCUGUGCGUGACCGGAGGAGCGCUGGAGGAGAGGGAAGAGCCGUCGUCGCAGGAGGAGGAGGACGGCCUCCGACAGGAUCCGCCUGACGUCGAGCUUCAACCGGAACAGCAGGACGCGGCGUCAACGCCUGCGCUGGAACUGAGCGUGGCGGACGACCAGCCGCCCGUCCUCCAAAACGAGCUCCUGGUUCCCUCUCCCGAAGCCGGCGCCCCGCCGCCUUCUGAACCCGCUACCUUGUCGGGCCCCGAAGAACGGCCCGAGGAGGAGGACUGCGACAAAGACGCGGUGACGGAAGGAGGCGGGGACGAUGAAGAAGGAGACCAGGCCAAAGGAGUGAAGCGCAAAAGAGAUGACGAAAACCCAGAGGAAGAGGCAGGACCAAGCACAGACAAGGAAAAGAUGCAAGACGACGCCAUCGCCUCCAUGUUGGCUGAUUUCGUCCCCUGCCCACCUAACGAUGACGAGGUUGCGGGGUCGGGGUCAUGCAAAAGUGUUGACGAAAGUUAA